Molecule: messenger RNA, 993 nt
Organism: Rhagoletis pomonella (apple maggot)
Lineage: Eukaryota; Metazoa; Arthropoda; Insecta; Diptera; Tephritidae
Product: glycoprotein-N-acetylgalactosamine 3-beta-galactosyltransferase 1-like
Exons: 4
Coding region: 1-993 (330 amino acids)
Cellular component (GO): membrane
Molecular function (GO): N-acetylgalactosaminide beta-1,3-galactosyltransferase activity
Source: RefSeq, a predicted model, not a curated record
AUGUCGAAGCAACGACGCAUCGCAUUCGUAGCAAUAGAAAUUGCUUUUAUAGCAGCAUUUUUGAGUUACAGACAUGGCUUUGUAAACUUAGAGUCAUUAAGGCGGCUUCGUAAUGAAAGUUCAAAAGUAAAUGCAACCCUAGGAAAUUCCACUAACAACACCACCUUAGCCGAACGGUUAGCUAAUGAGGUACGCAUACUCUGUUGGGUUAUGACCACGCCAGCUAAUCAUAAAACUAAAGCGUUGCAUGUACGUCGCACGUGGGGUAGGCGCUGUAAUCGCCUUUUAUUCGUUACCUCGCAGCCAGAUGAAGAAUUGGGCGAAACACUGGUUAUAACGGAAGUUGAGGAUACUUAUGGUAAAAUAUGGGGUAAAACAAGAUUGGCGUUUGAGCAAAUAUAUCACAAAUAUGGAGAUGACAUGGACUGGUUCUACAAGGCCGACGAUGAUACCUACGCUUUCAUCGAAAAUAUGCGUUACUUACUAUACCCUUAUAGUACGGAAAUGCCGAUCUACUUUGGAUACAACUUCAAAAUGAAUCAAGAUAACGAACAGGUCUACAUGUCUGGCGGUAGCGGCUAUGUUUUAAGUCGUGAGUCUCUUCGUCGCUUUGUUGAAUCGGCUAUAGUCAAUAAUACCGGAUGUGAUGUUAUCAACGAUGCACAACCGGAAGAUUGGGCGAUGGGUCGUUGUUUGCGUGCCGUAAAUGUUACUGCCGGCGAUUCACGUGACACGCAUGGUGAAAUACGUUUUUACCCAUUUGAGGCGCAUGUAGUGUUGCUGGCAACAUAUCUACAAGAUGAUUUUUGGUUCUUUGACUACAGUUUUUAUAAUCCGCGUGCGUGCAGAGAUUGUCUUUCAAAAUAUCCGGUAGCUUUUCAUUAUAUCAGCCCGGAACUUAUGUAUUUGUAUGAAUUUUUUGCUUACGAAUUUCGAGCCCACGAUCUGCCGGAUGAUCCGGAAUUUGUUUUGCCUAAAAAAACUAAGUCCUGA